AUAGAAUAUUGAUUUCACUUGUUACGUGUACACAAAAGUUUGUAGCUUAGCUUCUAGUUGAUACAAGAGGAAAUUAACAAUGGAUUACGAUCAAGAUUACUUCAUAUACACGUCACUGUGUCUUUCUGAAGUUCUGUAUGCUAUUGGUUUGAAAGAGGAUACGGUACUUGAAAGCAGACGUGCUUGGCUUCUGAGAGAAUCUCUAAUGACAAUAACGUACCGACUAAAUGGCUAUCAACAAACUGUUUAUAUGUUUGGUAGCCUUACAGAAGGGACACACACAUUGGGACUGAUUUCUGACAACGGCUGCUUGAUUUGUGACGAAAGCGUAAACGUAGUGACCAAUAAAGACGACUGGAAUCCUGGGCAGUUAAAUUUGAUGAUUGACCACGAUGCGUCUACGCCACCAGGAUAUUGUCUUCUACGUUGGUUGCCAUUCGAAAUUUUGUAUCCGCACAUUACUUCUCAAGUGUUUGAUAAAAUAUUUCGUCCAUAUUUCAAUAAUCAUUCGGAAUUGGAUUGUGAGCUGCAUGGACCAUCCAUUAGGGUAAAAGGACAGUUUGGUUAUAAUGAUCAAGACAUGGUUUUUGCUUUCCGUUGUAAAACAUGGCCGAGAUCAGCUGAGUCAUGGUUAACAGAGGAAGGAUUAGGAAAUUGGCCGACAAAAGAAAUAAAAUCGUUUGCUGUAAAAAGCGGGUGCUUCCUCGUAGGUGUUGCCAGUAAAGGUAGUAAGAUGGAAGAAUAUGAAUACAGAAUAUCUUUUUCUCAAGUGGAAAGGUGUUUAAUGUUUAGUUUGAAUAUAACACAGAUAAGAUGUUAUGUUUUAAUGAAAAUGAUUAUCAAAACAUUUAUCCAUUCUGAUGGCAGCGGUGUAAUUUCAAGCUACAUGUGCAAAACUGUUCUAUUUCAUUGUAUAAAACAUACCUAUUCAAAUUUAUGGCACGAAUCUAAAUUGCUCUAUUGUUUAACGCUAUGUUUAUCGGCCUUGCAGUAUUGUGUUCUUAGCAGGAAUUGUCCACAUUUUAUAAUACAUGACAACAAUUUAUUAAGUGGACGAGUAACAGCUGAAUUCAGAACGCUGUUCAUAGAAAAAAUGCGUCGUAUCAUAUUAGCCCGUGGGAUGCAAAUGAUAUACCUUCAGUACGAUAAUAUUGGUCUACUAUUACAAUGUAAAAUACAAAACGAUCCCUGGGAAAGCGUUGACUUUUCAUCUGAAAUGCAUAACGCUUUAAUUUCUGGCGUGCUAUUGCGUGAUACCGGCAAGUGUAUUUAAGAUUUUCAUAAACAUAUUUUAUAUGUUUUAAAACAUAAAGAAGUGAAUACUACGAUACGUUAUAUACGCAAAUGCAUUUCUCAGCUGAUUCGUGUACUUGUGGUAGGUAGUAAACUUGAGCGUAUGGCGUGUAAGUUUUUGACAGCAGUGUUAAGUUCUACAUUAGGAUCUCUAACAGCUUCCUGUAGCAUCUGUUCCUCCUCUUCAGUAUCGUCAGAGGCCUUAAAGUGGUUUGAUGCAGGCCUAGACUCGGACGUCUCUUCAUGCCGAUUGAAAAAGGCAUCCGCCUUCUUUUGUGCUGGUGAUAUGAACGCUACUUAUCUAAUUUUAGAAGACAUUCGGAAACGCUAUGAUUUAAAUGUCGUAGAGCCAGUUUGUCGUUGCACCCUCCUCCCCAGUCAUCCUGCAAGAGAGGGUUUUAAAACUGCCGCUUAUCGACAUAAUGAAGGCGCUUUCAAACAUAUCGCGGCAUUUUGUGUCAAGUUCUUGCGUUGCGAAAGUGGCUGCGUUCCAAAGGAAUUACAGUAUGAAAUGUACAGAUCUACAAUAGCUGAACGACCACUGCGGAACGCUGAUAACCAGUGGUUAGAUUUGGCAAUCAUCGACUCUCUAACAUACCUUUUAUUUCUUCGAUUCAAGACUUGUGGUCGCCUUGGAAAGCAUACAGAGCAAAAACAAGCUUUAGAAGACCUUCUAAGGGCAAUUGAUAUGGAACCAAAUUUGGGUCACAGAGAAACCGCAUUGAACUUGGUCGGACAAAUUAUGGAGAAAGAAGGAAAAUUUGCUACUGCUUUAAAAUUCUUUAUAGCAUCAUUUAAUGAAAGAGCUGAACACAAUGCAGCAAAGGUUCUAAUAUGUAAAGUACUAGCAAAAAUGAUCAACAGUGACCGUUAAAAAUGAUAACCCUGCAUGACAGAAGUAAUAUUGUGAACAAAGAAAAUAAAACAUUUAUUUCUAGUCAGGUAGAGUCAUAUUAUUUGACAUUAGCUAUAAAAAUGUAUUGACUGACUUAGUAUUAUUUUAACAUAGACAAGCACGUCAUAAACAAAUAUUUAUGAACGCUUACACAAUCAUCAAGCAAAUACAUGAUACCUUAUGUUCCAUAAUAAAUGCCCCACCCCUGCUAAUAAACACUCGAAUUUCAUUUAAACAAUAAUUAAGCGAACACCAUCACACUUUGGCAAGAAGACUUAAGGUGCUUCCUUUGUACGAUCAUCAUCGUGAACGAUAACAGUGUAGAGGCACUUGGCGCUCCUUAGCGUCCUUGAAGUCAUACAUGUUUGGUUUUGGUGUUCAUACGCUGCUUUAUUCUUUAGCCUUUUCGAAAUCUCUGUCCUUGUCCAUUGCUAUUUUGAGAGUCAUGUUGUUGAAGUAUUCACAAAGAGGGUAGAAUAAUUUGAGCGGGUUAUUUCAUCGGGGAUAUGUUUGUCGAACUUAUCGAGGAUGCUCUUUUCGAAAGUAGUCCAUAUAAGAAAUGUUGUUUUGUGUCUCUGUUAAAAAUAAUAACGUCGCAUGGCAGAAGCAAUAUUGUGAACAAAGAAAAUAAAACUUUUAUUUAUAGUCA
Molecule: messenger RNA, 2837 nt
Organism: Mercenaria mercenaria
Lineage: Eukaryota; Metazoa; Mollusca; Bivalvia; Venerida; Veneridae
Exons: 2
Coding region: 80-1273 (397 amino acids)
Source: RefSeq, a predicted model, not a curated record